GAAAAAAGGCUGACAGAUGGCGAUUAUCAUCUGUGACUGUCAAUGUCAUGCGCUGGUCAUGCGCGAAAAGAAAUUUGCGCGGAGCGGAAGCGGAGUGGAUCGGAGGUCGUGUUUGGUAGAUGUAUUUUCAAAAAUCUUUAAUUUACUAAUUUUAUAAAUAAAUGGCAGGCUUUUCGGAAGCAUUUUAAUAAAUACAAGCCUCAACAUGUCGUUUAGUAGACUCUUUAUUUUGUUUGGUGUGUGCGUGAUGUUAUUUAACAAAGUUGAAUCUUCAACCCACUGGAUGGUCACUGAAAGUGGAUUAAUUCAACCCCGGCUUGACUCCCCAUUUGACAUGGCACGUCCAUAUGAUCUACUAGCAUUUUUGAACCAAGAAAAACGUUGGGAUGAUAUAUUCGAUAUUUAUAAUGACCUAGUAAAACAGCAAACCAUUAUAGACAGACUUUGGUUUGACGUUGGUAAAUUCACUGAUAUUGGUCGACAAAUAGCCCAGGACGAAGAUUGUGUGAGGGCUGGUAACAUUAAUACCAUUGAUUGGCAUGCAGCUCUCCUUGAAGAUGGUUCCAAGAAGAUUCCAGAAGAAGAGUUUCUAUUUCCUAAUCCUUAUUAUGGGCCUAAUACUGAUAUGCCAGAUUGCAAACGUAUGUCUUCAUUGACUUUUAGUAUGUUCGUUUUUGAACAUUUAGAGAGUAUGAUGCAAAGGGACAAUCUGACAGCUAAUCCUGAAUUUGUGCUGCCAGAAAUAUUAUCCCCCAUCAUGACAUUGGACCAGUUUGGUCACUGGGUGACUGGGGUGCUCCGUCGCAAUAGCACAUCUUGGUUACACUAUCAUAUGGCUUCAUUGUUCUGGAGAAUCAGAGGAAGUGCCCCAAAGGCUUUGGAGUGCAGUCGGCGGGCUGUGCUCUAUGCACCAAGAGAAUAUAAAGAUAUUGCCCUAGGAAGCUUAGGCAUGGUGCUACACAGAAGUGGUAAAACAAAUGACGCCAUUAUAGUUCUAAGUGCAGCUAUAGACCAUGAUCAUACAAACUAUGUCAGCCAUUUUGCAAUUGCUAAUGCUUAUACAGUGAUUGGGGAAUUCAACACUUCUUUAAAAUAUUAUGAUGAAACAUUGAAGCUGAAUCCUAGGAUGGAGUUAGCGUCUAAGCAUAAGUUUGGUGUACUAUGUCAUGCUAAUUUGGCUGUGAGGAUUAAGGCUAUAAGAGAGACAUUAAAUAAGCUUCGCGAUGAACUAAAUGAGUAUAACCAGAAAGAAGCUGUAUGGCCUAAGGUUCAGGCAGAGUUUCUAAAGACCCUCAAAAAUGGGGACGAGUUUGAAUAUAGAAACGUAGAAAAGAACUACGAAAGGAUGACAGACAUAACCGGCAUUAAUAUGAGAGAGUUCAAGAACCAAGUAGACAAAAACUCUUUAAUAAAAUACUUUAUCGAUGGACCACUAUACAAUGAUGAAAAGCUCGGGAAACAGGGUGUUAGUGCCAUCGAUACAAUUUAUAGCUUAGAGAGGCUUAUACGGCAUGUUAAUAAGAAUCCCCAUAUUGGUGACAAUAAUUUUCAAACAGAACAAAGAGAACCACCUAUAAAUGUUAAGUUUGAUAAGGAAACUAGAACAAUAACUCUGGAGCAUAAUAUAGUUAAACAAUCAACUCCUCGUGAAGAGAAAACUGAAUCUCGCCCGGGUACUGAGAAAAAACCUAUUACGAAUGAUGAAGAUAUAAGUGAAUUCGAAACCGGAAUUUAUAUGUACCCGCCUAGUAUGCAAAUAAAUCGUAAUAUAGAAGACUUUGACAAAGAAGUCGAUUGGCCUUCAAAUAAGCUCUGCAAAGAGACUGCGCCGGACUUCCCUCCGAAUGUAGAGGCUAUAUUCCCAGUCUUUAUGCCUUUUGAAAAUAAGGGAGUGAGAAUAAAAUCGUUGCUAACAGAGAAGAUAGGCGUGCCUCUAUCUGAAGAAUACGAGUUGCCCUGGCAUCCGCCCACAUGCCCUCAGGACAAGGAAGCAACGCUUUUGACGCAAAAGAAAUCCUCUAAGCAACAGAUAGUGACGGAAGUGGUGCAAACUAGCUACUUGCGACAGAAACUGCUGGAAUAUGUCAGUAAUGGCAACAUUGAAUCUGCUUCACAUAUGCAGGACGCUGAGAUCGGGCAGCGUAUCCACGUUGCUAUGAAAAAGAAAUUAGCGCCAAAAUGGAUGUUGCUAACCCUCUCGUCCCUAUACUGGCGGGUUCGUGGUAACAACGUCAACGCACUGCACUGCCUCCUCACGGCCGGGCGCUGCGUGCAACAGAUCUAUCGAGACAUAGUGCUCAUUUCACUGGCUUCAGUUUAUCUGGAGAUGGGAUACUUUGACGAGGCUCUGGCGGCCGCUGAAGAGGCUUUUAAGUUGAGUUUAUAUGAGCCAGGUACAAACUUCAUCCUCGCGGAAUUGAACAUGAUAAAGAAACAUCGCAACACGCACAUGUUCCAUUUAAAGCAAGUGGUUAGAGUGGAACCAGGCUUCAUGAACGGCCUGGCAAGGAAUCUGCUCAAUGGAUGGGCGUGUAUUUUGAAACAGGUCAACACACUGCGGGAAAUGGACUUCGGUGAGAGCGACAUUUGUACUCAAGUGCAGCCAUUAUUGAAUAUGGUUUGCGAGAAAGAUGGUGAAAAUUGUCAGAUGGCCAACAUAGAGUGCUUCAGAAGCCACCAAAGAGCCGACACAAGCGCUCUAGUGCGAAUGUUAGAGGAGAAGGGUGAACCGCAGCAAGUGGCGGACAAUAUGGACGAGGCAUUCUUCGACCAUUUCAUAGCGAACUCGCCCAAAGACCACGCGGACAGGCUGGCGCACCACGCCAACUUCGACAAUAUGGUGAAGACGAUCGACACGGUGCUGAAAGGAUGCGGCCCACUGGGGUGUCACAACCUGAAGCCCGAAGAUUUGGCUCUAAAGGAGGACGACUGUGCGUACCAUCACUUACAACUUGGCUAUUGGCUGCACAUCAUCAGUUUUAGGCAGCUGCUCAUUGAUUCCGAUAUGGAGCUUCCGUCAGAAAUAGCAACUAUGACCCCGUCGAAUAAAAAAGUCCCCGAGUGUGUUCGGCCCGCGGAACCCCUGGACGACUUCUACUUGGACAAGCUGAGCAGAAUCAGUGGGGAAGGCUGGCAGCCCGUGCUCAGCCUCAUGCACCAGUUCGCGGAGAUGUUCGACUACUUCGACUACGUAGCGCUUGGAGCCAAGAUCGCCAAGUACGUCGACACGAGGCCGCGCUCGUGGACGGGGGCGCUGGGCGCGGGCUGGUGGUGCGGCGCGGGCGGGCGCGGCGCGUGCGCGCUGCGCUGCCUGGGCGCCGCGCACGCGCUCGCGCCGACUCACCACAAGCACCUGCCGCUGCGCGCGCUCGCCGCCCUGCUGCACAUGCAAUCGAAGCAAGAAGAUGCUAAGGAAGUGGCCUAUCUCUCCUUAUACAUGAUGCCGAAGAGUAAAAUCGAAGCUUUCCUAGUUGCAGUUUCCCACACUUAUCUGGCUGAAUAUGAACAAGCAAUCUGGAUGUACCGUUACUCACUAACGUUCGAUGAAAAGUUCCUCCCUGCCAAGGCAUGCCUGCACGCGACUAUGUGCCUCAUGUUCUACGGCGAAGGGAAGAUGAAGAAAGGCGAAUAAGACGUUUUUGCACCGGGGCAAAUGUUUAAAGACAAAUGGCAUAAUACUUACAGAAAUAUACGAGUAAUAUGUACCUCUA
Maniola jurtina (meadow brown) is the source of this 3710-nucleotide messenger RNA. Its product is annotated as tetratricopeptide repeat protein 17. Gene Ontology annotation, molecular function: protein binding. Gene Ontology annotation, cellular component: actin cytoskeleton; cytoplasm. The transcript has 19 exons. Lineage: Eukaryota; Metazoa; Arthropoda; Insecta; Lepidoptera; Nymphalidae. Gene Ontology annotation, biological process: actin filament polymerization. The record is from RefSeq and is a predicted model, not a curated record. The coding region runs from base 206 to 3631 and encodes 1141 amino acids.